UGUGAAUUAUGUAGUUUAUAUUAUUCAUUAAGGAUAGUUUAGUACUUUAGGUUAUUAGGGUUUCAUCCUAUUGCUUAUAUAUUUGUACUUCUUUUGAUUAAUCAAUUGACACAAGUUUUGUCAUCUGUUAACAUGGUAUCAGAGCUAAGUUUCAAACAUCAGCAUACCUGUCGCAGUCGUUCUUCGCAAGGUUGUUGUCGCAGCUCUUUCUUCCUCUUCGCAAGGCUUCAUUGCAAGGCUUCGAUGAUCUGUCGCAUUCGUAGGUCAUCACCGAAGCAGUUGGUUCUGGUUCAAUCGAAACCUUAGGAAGCCGUCAUCGCUGGUCUGUGGUCCUUCGUCACUGGUCUCUGGUCCACUCGAAGACCUAGGUUGGGUAUCUCACUGAUCUGUAGUCCUUCAUCGCUCUGGUCUGUGGUCCUUCAUCGUUGGUCUCUAUCUUUGUCUUCAUCGCUGGUCUCGAUCUUUGUCUGGUUCAGUUGAGGACGAGGACCAAACAUCGCUACUCUUCACAGGUCGAGCAUCUCUUUCUCUCUUCUCUACUGCCUUUUACUCUGUUUUGAAUGCACUGUAGUUUGGGUAUACAAUAUGGCUGAUGAUAAAUUGCAAGCUAUUACUACUAAAUUAGAUGGUACCAAUUAUUCUUAUUGGUCUCAUGUGAUGAAAAAUUUUAUAAUGGGUAAAGGCAUGUGGAAUUAUGUUAUUGGUAUAACUAUUAGACCUGUGGAAUCUCAAGAAACUGUGGCCGAUGUUGCUAAAUGUGAUAAAGAAAAUGCACAAAUUCUUACUUGGUUUCAUAAUUCAGUUCAAACUACCAUUGGUAUGAAUUUUUCCAAGUAUUCUACUUUUAAACAAGUUUGGGACUAUUUGAAGACUAUGUACCUUGAGUCUAACUUUGCAAAACAGUAUGAACUUGAGAUGUCUAUUCGCAGUGCUAGUUAGAAAGAUAAGUCCAUUCAGGAGUUCUACAAUGAGAUGACUACUUAUUGGGAUCAGCUAGCUUUGAUGGAACCGUCCGAUUUGCAGCUACUUGACAGUUAUAUCAAGUAUCGGGAGAAACAACAUCUUGUUCAAUUUCUCAUGGCCCUUUGUGAUCAAUUUGAGCCACUUCGGGGAACUAUUCUUCAUCGGUCUCCCUUGCCUUCUAUGGAUGGUGCUGUCCGUGAGCUUAUUGCGGAAGAAACUCGGUUUAAGGUGGCUCAUGGUACUCCUGCUUCCCAGUCAGUUUUUGCCACUCCUCCGCUCUUGCCCACCCCAUCUUCUCAUUUAUUUCAAGUUACUGGUAAGCCCAAGCCUCGAGUUUCCAUGGAUGAGUACAGCUUCUGUCAUCAGAAAGAUCAUUGGAAACAUGCAUGUCCUAAACUUUUGCAGCCCAAGGGUCGUUCAUCUGGUUCACCAUUCGCUAAGCCGACAUUUUCAGGAUCUCGCUCAUCUGCCGCCUUUUCUGCACCAGUUUCUGAGAAUGAUCCAUCUUUCAAUAUGCAGUCUACGUUUGAGCAGUUCAAGUCUUUCAUGGUGGCCAAUCCAAAUCUUUCGUCCCAAGCCUCCGCUAUGACUACCACUCAGUUCGGUUUGUCUGGUUCAUCCUCUUCAGGACCGGGUAUCCAAGAGGCAGAUUGGGAUCGGGCGUAGAGUUGGAGAACUAUACAUCUUGGACAGCUUACAUGUUCCUCUAGAAGUGUCUUCUACUGCAUUGUCUUCUUUUUGUUUAAACAAUAAGUCCUCUUUG
Molecule: messenger RNA, 1726 nt
Organism: Camellia sinensis
Lineage: Eukaryota; Viridiplantae; Streptophyta; Magnoliopsida; Ericales; Theaceae
Source: RefSeq, a predicted model, not a curated record